GUUCGGCCCAGAUUCAAUCUCUUCUUCCCGCCUGGGACUGGUGACCAGUCCAGCGACCUCCGCAACGAAAGACAAGAGACGAGACGAGAGACGGGCGAUACUACGGGGGUACCCGGCCUAACUGCUAACUGCUCGUUGGACCAGUUUCCUUUGCUGUUCGCCCCCUGUUGGUGCCUCAUAUUUCGCUCACAGCACCAUCCACCACCCACAACUUCGCGGUACCUGACCUACCUGGCCUACCUACCUGGCUUUUACCGACGGAAGAAGAAGAACAAGAAGAAGAAAAAAGAGGGUGAGGUGUGGUGUCCCUCUCUCUCCCUCUCUCUCUCUCUCUCUAUCUUUUCUUACAUCACGUCUCAAUCGACACGAGACCGCUUCUCUCGUCCAUCGUCUGGCCUGCGAAACGGUUGCCUCCUCUCGUUCGCCCACUCCCCACCGACCUCCAACUAUCUGACGGGAUCAGCCAUUGGGGCAGUGUGACAGCGCAAUCACAUAUUACGGACGCGACCAUUGUGUGCGACUCGAGUUUCCUGGCCUGCGAGAGGGAACAAGGCACUCUACUCACUCAGCGUCAGAGACACAAACCAAGCAAAGGCCCCCAAACUGGCUUUUUGUCUGGCACCAUCCUUGAAGAGACAAAAACCUCGGACCUCGUUCACCUACAUACACUACAGAGUACUUCUGUUUUUGCGUGGACUCGCAAGUCGCCCAAGUCUGCCCUGCGCGGCACCGAACAGCCCCAAGCCAACCCCGACUCUGACAUUGCGACUCUCUGACGACUCUCCAGCCCCGGUCUUGUGGCUUGGUUUUCGCUCUCCCCGACUGGCCCACAGUGCCAUUGCUGCCUCUCACUCUCACUUUUUUGUCACUCGCUUCAAAGCAGAGGGCACUGCGGAUAUCGACAGCACUCACCUCACGGUUCUACACGGGCCUGCCUUCCAAGGUCGCACCACCCUCUUCUCGUCUGACGACUGUCCUGGGUGAUCAGCUCCCUGUUUGCCGCGCGACACCGGUUGCCUAGUGUGUCAGUCCUAGGGCCCAUCGAUCUGCCCAACAGCCUUCUCCAACUCGUCCUGCCCAGAGGACUGACUGCCCAAAGACGUCAGUCCUACUACGCCCGCCUGCGCCGCACCCCAGCACAAGACACGGCACACAACCAACACCUCCUACGAGGCGCACCCCGCGACACCCCGGACGGACGACCGGCUAACGUCAAACAACUUCAACUUUACAUCGAGACGCCUUCUCCAACCCUACAACGUCCCUCUGUCUGGCGCAUUACCCCCGACAACCCGUCGACCACAGACCGCACGGCCCGGCGAGCAUUGCUUCGAUCAAACUCGCUACGAACACAUGCGAUCGACCCCCGCCAACAUUCCGCUUAGGUCGACAUAGCAGCCUUUUCGGGAGGCCGACCUGACGGUCUCGUCUCGGCGUCGCUGUCAUCGCCACCAUCAUCAGCCAUCAUCAACAUGUCUUUCCGAGGCGACGGCCAGCGCCGUUACGGCCAUACCCCUCCCGUUCAAUACCCCACACCCGAGCAGUCGCAAGACCAGUCUGCUUACCUCGGCCGACGCCCGAGUUUCAACAACGGCGACGACGCUGCCAUGUUCGACCAGACCCGCGCGCAAUCUCGGGGUCACCAGCCGUCGGGCUCGAGAGGCGAGGAUGAGCUCUUCUUGACGAGCCCGACUAGUUCGAGCCAUUCCGGCGGCCGCCACAGCUAUGGCUCAACCAACAAUGCGCUCUCUGGCUACCAGCAUCAGUACCAGGCUUCAUCGCCCCCGACGUCUUCUCAUUCCAGUUACAAUCCCCAAGCCUUUGCUCGGACGCCGUCGACGGCCUCGACGUCUCUGCCAUACCACCCAGCUCCCCCGAGCCGGUAUGGGUCCGCCGCUUCGCCAACCUCAUACACGGCUCCUCCCCCCUCCAACUAUACCCCGGCGGCAUACAACCCGGCCGCCUACGCGAGCACAGCAGCCCCUCAGCGGCAGCCGACGUAUUCCGGCUACAAUAACUACAGUCAAGGCUACGGUUCUCCGACUGCCGUCCAUUCCUCUUCGGGGUUUGGCCAGUCGCCAGCUUCUUCGUACCAGUCCACGUUCCAAUCCGUACAGGCGCCUUCAUCCGCGUCGGCCUACGAAUCAUCCUACUCUCAAUCCUACAGUAACAGUUACAACUCGUACCCAACGAACGGCACGGGUCCCGCAGCACCGUAUCCGUCGGACGACUUGCAGACACCGUAUCCGAUCCAGUCGUCGAUGCCCGUCGGACCAGGCUACACAGAUCCAUCGGCCUUUUACAGUAGACCACCGCGAUCCGACUCAGCGGCGUCUCCGGUCUCGUCACCGCAGAUUCAACAGCAACACUCGCCAGGCCUGCAACGCCAUCCCACAAACGCCCCUUUACCCAGCCGACCGAUGAACGAACACACCUGGGACCCGAGCGCCAUCACUCCCACAGACGAGGACCAAGCUCAGCUACAAGACAACAUAAUACAAGACAUCGAGGCUGAGUUGGGUGGCCGGCACCGUCCUCUUCCGAUUAACGGCGGACAGUUCUCCGAUGACGAGCUGCAAGGCCUACGAAGAUACAACUCGGACUUGGCCAACACGAACAUGUCGCAUUCCUCGGCUGCGUCCAACGCCAACAGGGCUCCGAUUCCCACCUUCGAUUACGAUGAUGACGAUGACGACCCAGAAGGAACUGCAGGAGUUCUGGCUAUGCAACAGGCGGAACUAGACGACAGGAGAUUCAGCAGCUUGCCACCUUUUAUCCCGCACGAUCUCCCAGCCCCCUCGAACCACCUUCCGCCGCCACCUGAGGAGCAGAGCGACGAUACCGACUACGGCGGCAUGGAUCUGGGUGCGCUUGCUGGCGGUUAUGCCGGGAGCCUGGCCUAUGGCAACGAGGUGCCAAUUCAGGACGGAUCCCGGCCGCUACCGAACCCCAACGAUUACGCCGGAGCAUCCCCGUUCACGGAUGCGGGGGUCGACUAUGGUGGCACCGGCGGCUUGCAGGCUCCUUCCGCUCACCGACUGAGCUUUGAUGAGGGCGAUGAGCCGGCGUCUCUCCACUCGAAACAGAGCGGCAGCGAGUCACCCUAUAAGGAAGACUACCCGGAUAUCUUCUACCACCCUGGAUUGUCAAACAGGCCGCUCCCAGCCCUUCCUGGUGGCCCGGAAAGCGAUUCAAGCUCUUUGCUCUCUGUCCACCCCACAACCCGCAGCCAUCAUGCCCACUCACUUAGCACUGACUCACGAACCCUUCACGACGGCGGCUCUGACUACCACGGCGGCUCGACGGGCCUCAACUCACCCUUUCCGGAGCGUUCUAUAUCCCUAUCGAGCCACAGCCACACCCCGCAGGUGCAGGCACCGGUCCGGUCACGAACAGAUGCGGCGGAAGAGCGGAGGAAGAUGGCCAGAUACCAGACCCAGCAACAGCAGCUCGCGGCGCAAAAUGGACUGCCGUACGACGGCUACGAGUCUGGGACGCCAUCUUCGAUGACGUAUGAUAUGAUCACACUGCCCAGCGGCCGGAAGAGGAAGUUUGUUCCAUCAAAACUCACGUCUGGUGAUCUCAGAAGGUGCUCUGAGCCGUGGGCUUUGAGUGGAAUCGCGGCCUGGAUUCGCGAGAUGGCCGAUGGAGAGCCAGAUUUGAAACAAAAGACUGUUGAGGAGGCACUACUCAAGCUGUUCACAGCCAAGGUCCCCACCAUUAACGUUGCUGAUGCUGAGCUUCUCAGUGCCCUCGUGUCGCAGCUCAUGUUGGACGCCGGAGUUCUCGUUCCCGAGGAAGAAUGGGUCAAGUUCGGCAAUGGCACUGUGUCUGGAGUCUUGCCGCAACUGACGGGCUCUGGCUGCUAUGCACCGAAGCUCCACGAGGACGAUUCUCAGUCGGGGCGCUGCUACUCUCACCAGUGCAUGAGGACGUUGAAGAAGGCCAACCUGGACGAGAUGCUUCUCGAAGAAGCCAAGCCGGCCGACUGGAACGUGCACUACAAGAUCCAAGAAGCCGAACUUGCCGAAAAGCCGAAGAAGGAAAUAGAGCGCCAGCACGUGUUGCACGAAAUCGUGAACAGUGAGGAAUACUUCAUCAGUCAGCUCGAGGUUCUACGGGUCUUGUACCGAGACCAUUUGCGGAACAGCCAGCCUCCCAUCAUCCCACCCAACAAGAUUGAUAAGUUCCUUCAGAUUGUGUUUGGCAAGGCUGAUGCUGUUCAACUCGUCAACAAGGACAACCUUUUGGCGCAGUUGAAGUACCGUCAACAGGAACAAGGGCCGUGGAUCACGGGAUUCUCCGACCUCUUCCGCGAGUGGAUUCGAAAGGCCAAGGAUGUGUACAUCGACUAUGCAUCUCAGUUCCCCUACGCCGAGUACAUGGUGCGCAAGGAGUCUGAUCGCAACCUCCUCUUCCGCACCUUUCUCGAGCAAGUCAUGAGGCACAAGCGCUCCGAGCGCCUGGGAUGGCAGCAUUUCCUCAAGACACCCAUCACGCGGUUACAGCGAUACUCGCUCCUGCUUGAGACCGUCGAGAAGAAGACGCUGCGGGACGACGAAGAGAAGGCCAAUUUGGCAAGAGCAAUCGCAGAGAUUCGCAACGUCACAAUGGAGUGCGACACCAAGGUCGCCGAGAUGCAGAAGAAGGUGGAGAUGAUGGAGCUCAACAACAUGCUCGUCCUUAGGCCAGGGUUUCACUCGGUCCUCAACCUUGACCAUCUUGGCCGGGAGCUCAUUAAACAGGGUGAUUUGCAGAGAAUGGGUUCCAAGGGUGUCAGAUGGGUUGACACGCAUGCGUUGCUGUUUGAUCACUACUUUAUCCUCGCAAAGGUGGUGACUCCCAAAGACGUCCGAGGAGAGAAGAAGUUUGACGUGUCGAAAGAACCCAUCCCCAUGCCUUUGCUCUUCCUUGACACCAUGAACGAUGACCCAAUCUCGAAGCAGAAGGGCAUAACUGCCCCGUUAGCCCGGACGGGAGGCGGUUCAGAUACUAGACUGAACAAGGUCGCCACCAACGGUACUGAUCGCCCCGGCUUGGAGCAUGUUGCGACCAGCUCGUCGAUAGCCUCAUCUACGACGGCCAGGCUCACGCCGACCAUGUCCAACGAUCCCGAGGGUAAGAUCCUCUAUCCUUUCAAGAUCAAGCAUCUGGGCCACGAGACGUACAUUCUGUACGCCACAUCAGCCCAGAGCCGGGCGGAAUGGGUGGAGAAGAUCAUCGAAGCCAAGACGAGGCAUGCGAAGGCGCUGCACUCGCAAAAUGCCGAGCCCUUCCGCCUUCGUGUGCUUGCAGACAGCGCGUUCGUUUAUGAUGCGGCGGCAGCUAUUGGCAGACAACCAGGCGUUCCCAUCCGGGGCACCCCUCUUGACCGAGCAGUCCGUGAGAUCGAGGAGGUUUACGGGCCUGGUAGAGGGCCCGCUCCGGUUUGCAGGGCACAAGUCAACUGCGCUUGCGGCUUCAAUGCAUUCGGAAAGUCCAUCAUCGCCAUUGGAACGGACUACGGCGUGUUUAUCUCGGAUGCCACGAAUCCUCGUGGUUGGAUGAAGAGCGUGCAAACAACGAGAGUGACGCAAAUCGCCGUCCUCGAAGAGUUUUCUGUCUGCCUCAUUAUUGCAGACCGAUCCCUCGUCGCUUAUCCGCUGGAUGUGGUGGCACCAGUGUCGAACUUCCCCGCGCCGGCCCACGACAACCCGCGACGGGCGCCUCAGAGGCUGGCAAAGGACGUGGCUUUCUUCGCCACGGCGCGCAUGAAGGAGCGUAUGCUGGUCUUUUUCAAGCGGAAAGAAGGCAUGCACAACACGUUCAAGGUCCUCGAACCCGUCUUCCAGAAGGCAACCGAGAAGAGGCCUAGGAUCUUUGGCGGCCGCAAGGGCCCGGGAGGCAGCACCGAUUCGUUCCGCGACUACGACGAGUUCUACCUCCCGACAGAGUGCUACUCGCUCAACCUCUUCCAGAGCUACAUUGCGGUUUCUACCGCAAAGGGGUUCGAACUGCUGACCCUCGACAAGAAGCAGACGAUGUCGAUUCCUGACCUGAAGCAGCCGGCCAUCGCCAACAUCGCAGGCCGAAUUCGGGAUCAGAGACCGCUGGGCAUGUUCAAGCUGAACGACCAGGAGUUCUUGCUAGCAUAUGAAGACUGCGCUGUGUACGUCGAUAAACACGGCGACGUGAGCCGCACCCUCAUUAUGGAAUACUCGGGCAAGCAAAAGAAGGCGACGAGCGCCACCAUGUACGGCCAGUAUCUCCUCCUCUUCAACGGAGACUAUGUCGAGGUGCGAAACGCCGAGAACGGGCGCCUCCGACAGAUUAUCGCCGGCCGGGACGUGAAAUGCCUCGACUUUGGCGUCAGGGGCCCCACGGGCGGCAACUCGUCAAACACGCAGAGCUGGCUGAGCGGGCAAACCCCCGCGGGAGAAGACUCCAAAGGGACGGUCAAGAUCUCGAUGAGCCAUCCCGAGCAGCACGGCGUGCAGGUUGUGUUGGAGAUGCUCCUCAACGAUGGGCAUAUGGAGAAAUAGGGCUAGGCAAAGGGGCGGUGAUGACUGAUGAGAGGGACACUGUGUGCGUGCCCCACAAUUGGACAGAUGAGGGUUUCCAGCCCAUUUCUUUCCCAUUCUCCCACCUCCGGGUGGACGAUUCCCCAGUUGACGAAAGCAAGAGGUCGUGGAUACGUGAGAAGAAAGCUGCGCGGACCGCAAGGGCGUUUUGGGUCGAACGUGGGUCAUGGCCGGAAGGUUCUCUUUAUUUACGCGGGUUGGAAAGGAGGAGGGAGGGGAACCAACCGACCGGCAGGCGGCGGGACACGUCGGGUUUAUAAGUCGAUCCUAGGCCACGGCCAGGACGUCCCAUGUUUUCUUGUCUUUUGUUUCUUCUUUCCUAUUCUUGUUUUGUCUUCUUUAUAUACUCAGCGAGGGUCCUGCUUGCAGAAACGGCGGGGGCCAUCGUUCUCUCACACCAAGGAAUAUAACGAUUCCCACCUUUGAGAACUUCUUGUGUUAUUUCGGGGUCAUGAAUCAGCUAAGGCAUCUUGUAUAAGCGCGAGGUGGAAGCCCGGGCUUAUGGAGC
Molecule: messenger RNA, 7068 nt
Organism: Colletotrichum destructivum
Lineage: Eukaryota; Fungi; Ascomycota; Sordariomycetes; Glomerellales; Glomerellaceae
Product: Putative DH domain, CNH domain, pleckstrin domain, PH-like domain superfamily
Exons: 3
Coding region: 1473-6521 (1682 amino acids)
Molecular function (GO): guanyl-nucleotide exchange factor activity
Source: RefSeq, a predicted model, not a curated record